Geodia barretti is the source of this 504-nucleotide messenger RNA. The record is from the annotation of a GenBank genome assembly. Lineage: Eukaryota; Metazoa; Porifera; Demospongiae; Tetractinellida; Geodiidae.
AUGCCGUGUCUCCUCGUUAGCCUAGUCCCCGUCGUCAUCGUCUUCGGCCAAAGCCUUGAACUCAUCAUCGUUCUGCUCAUCCUCUUCGGAUGGGACAACUUCGCCCGCGUCGUCCGCGCCGAAACCCUCACCCUCCGCGAAUCCGACUACGUGAGCUACGCCCGCAUCCAAGGCGCCUCGCAAGCGCGGGGAUCACUCUUCGCCAACAUCCUCCCCGGUAGCGUCCGUAGUUGCAGCACCGAGUCUACGUCAUACGGCAGCCUCCGCGUCGGCUCUCUCAUCCUCACCGAAUCCACCCUCAGCUUCCUCGGCGUCGGUGUGCCACCGACACCCACUGCAUGGGGCAUCAUGGCCGCAGACGGUCGUCAACACCUCUCCCGCGCAUGGUGGAUCAGCACCAUGCCCGGAAUCGCCAUCUUCCUCGUCGUCAUGGGAUUCAACUUCCUCGGCGACUGGCUCCGAGACUGGUUCGACCCGAGGCUGCGGCAGCUAAGAGUGCAGUAA